AUGAAUAGGUUGAUCAAUUAUUUUAUCAAGAAUGACAUAGUAGGCACCAUACCUUUGAGUAAUGAGGAAGCUAUAACGGCAGCAGUGCCUUUAGAAGAGGAACUUUGGAGAUUUCAAGAAACUUCUCUGAAUAGGCUACUAAAAACUGAUUUUCAAUUGAAGAAAAAAUCUACGGGUAGUGAAGUACUUACCUGCAGUUUGGUGAAGGAACUGUUUGAUGUCAUUGGCUACUUCGUUUUGAAUAUUGUAGUUACAACGCUCAGAACAGGAAAGACGCCUGCAUUGUUGAAGAGGAGCAUUAUAGUCCCAGUAGCCCAAAACAAAUAAUCCACGUAAGCCAGAAGACUUGUGACCCAUCGAUCUAAUGUCUGUCGUCCA
Molecule: messenger RNA, 378 nt
Organism: Acanthoscelides obtectus
Lineage: Eukaryota; Metazoa; Arthropoda; Insecta; Coleoptera; Chrysomelidae
Source: the annotation of a GenBank genome assembly